Molecule: messenger RNA, 1011 nt
Organism: Paramecium pentaurelia
Lineage: Eukaryota; Ciliophora; Oligohymenophorea; Peniculida; Parameciidae
Source: the annotation of a GenBank genome assembly
AUGGGAGUUGAGGAAGAUAUAUCUGAGUUAGGUAUGUAGUUAUCACCAGGAAAACCAAUAUAUAUUAACCAAAUUCUUGAUCUAACUUAAUAUAAAAAAGUCUCAGAGUAUAUCAAGUUUACGACUUCUUUAAGGAGAGGUAUAAGCCAAGAGUAGGUUGAUGGACUACUUAACCAAAUAGGAAUAAUUGAAAAUAAGAUUGAAAUAAAUAUUUUAAUUAUUGAAUCGUUGUUAAUGAAAGGAAGAAUAAUAUAUAUUCAUAAAAAUGGUUUAUUUCCUUUUCUAGCCCCAGAAAUAUAUUAACCAAUAAAAGUGAAUGGAAUCAUUCACUUAAUGGAGUGGAUUAUAAUUUCACUCUUAUUACCAUGGAGAGAGAUGCCGUUUAUUCUCUUGUAAAGCUAUUUGAAGCUGGAAUUAAUACUUACUUGGUAAAUCAAACGAACUAGAGUUGGAAACUUUAGAAAAUUUUUGGAGGCUAUUUAAUUUAUCCUUUUGAAUGCUAAUUAUUAAAAAGUAUCCAAGAAAUUAAUAGUUUUAUUAUAAAAAUAAUAUGUAAAAUGUGGCCAAUAAUUAAAAUUAACAAAUGAUUACUUAGAGGUAUUAAGAUUUAAGACAGAAGAAUAAAUGGUUAUAUCUUAAGUUUAAUAAUAAUCGGUAGUUUGUUUGCAAUAGUCGAUAAUUAUUGAAUAGAAAUUGGAACCCUAGUAAGUGAUAUAAUAGGACCUUAGUUUCUAAUAAGUUAAUUUCUCAUCAAUAUAUUCUCUUUCGCUCUAAUUAUUCUUACUCUAUAGAUUGAAACUUAUCAUAUUAAGUUUCUUUUUGUACAUUUUCAGCAAAACUUUGAUUUUGAUUAUAUAAUAAAGAACAUUAAGUAGAAUGAAUUCUUUCACCAAAAUAUUUUUAUUAAUAUAAGAGAUUAAUUCAAACAAAAUUUAUGAUGAAACUUUUAGAUUCAAACAAGAAAGAAAAAACUUUUUUUCAUUUUGUAUGCCUGUAAUAUGGCAAAAUUGA